Messenger RNA from Propithecus coquereli (Coquerel's sifaka), 4558 nucleotides. It is a transcript of the gene VSIG10, whose product is annotated as V-set and immunoglobulin domain containing 10. The record is from RefSeq and is a predicted model, not a curated record. Lineage: Eukaryota; Metazoa; Chordata; Mammalia; Primates; Indriidae. The coding region runs from base 255 to 1868 and encodes 537 amino acids. The transcript has 9 exons.
GCUCGCUCCUGUUGUUUUCCGCCGGCGGGAGCGGGCGGGCGGGCGCAGGGGGCGGGUGCGCCCCGGAGCGCGGAUCCCGGCCCCGGACAUCGGGCUCACGCGAGCAUCCCUCCUUCCCGGGGCCGAGGACAGUAGGGCCACUCCGCGGUUCCGAGGACCCGGGAGGAGCCGUCGGUACCCCAGGGGCCGGGGCCGCGGGGCGCACACCCAGCCCAGCCGCAGCCUGCGUUUCCUGAGCCCGGAUCUGGGGCGCGAUGGCCGCAGGCGCCCGGGCUCCCGAGCCCCGCGUCCUCGUGUGCCUCGGGGCGCUCCUGGCCGGCUGGGUCGCCGCAGGAUUGGAGGCCAUCGUCAUCGGAGAAGUUCAUGAGAAUGUUACCCUGUACUGUGGCAACAUCUCGGGACCGAGGGGCCUGGUGACCUGGUACCGGAACUCCUCGGAGCCUGCCUUCCUUCUCUCCUCCAAUUCUAGCCUCCCGCCAGCCUCGCCCCGCUUCUCUCUGGUCAACCCCAGCUCCCUGCACAUCGAGGCGCUGAGCCUACAAGAUGAGGGCAACUACACCUGCCAGGAGAUCCUCAAUGUGACUCGGUGGUUCCACGUGUGGCUGCAGGUGGCCAGCGGCCCCUAUCAGAUUGAGGUCAACAUCUCGGCUACCGGCAGGCUCCCCAAUGGCACCCUCUAUGCAGCUAGGGGCUCCCAGGUGGACUUCAGCUGCAGUAGCAGCUCCUGGCCUCCGCCCAUGGUUGAGUGGUGGUUCCAGGCCUGGAAUUCCAGUGGCGAACCCUUUGGAAACAACCUGACGGUCAGCUCUUUCACGCUGUUACUGAUGUCACCAAGUCUCCAGGGGAACUACACCUGUCUGGCCAUGAACAUGCUCAGCGGGAGACAUCAAGAGGUGACCACCGAGCUACUGGUCUACUCACCCCCUCCAGCAGCUCCUCAGUGCUGGGCAGAGAUGUCAUCAGAAUCGUUCAUGCUACAGCUCACCUGUCGCUGGGACGGAGGAUACCCUGAUGCUAACUUCCUGUGGACAGAAGAGCCAGGAGGUGUGAUCAUGGGGAAGUCAAAGCUGGGGGUGGAAACGCUGAACCAGUCCCAGCUGUCGGAUGGCAAGAAGUUCAAGUGUGUUGGGAGCCACAUCGUGGGGCCGGAGUCAGGAGCCAGCUGCGUGGUGCAGAUUGGGGGCCCCUCCCUCCUCUCUGAGCCUCUAAAGACUUGCUUCGUGGGGGGCAAUGUGACGCUCACCUGCCAAGUGUCUGGAGCCUACCCCCCUGCGAAGAUCCUGUGGCUGAGGAACCUCACCCAGCCCGAGGUGGUCAUCCAGCCCGACAGCCACUAUCUCAUCACCCAGAAUGGCCAGAGCUCCGCCCUCACCAUCCGCAACUGCUCCCAGGACCUGGAUGAGGGCUACUACGUGUGCCGGGCUGAGAACCCCGUGAGAGUGAGGGAGGUGGACAUCUGGCUCAGCGUGAAAGAACCUUUAAACAUUGGGGGAAUUGUGGGAACCAUUGUGAGCCUCUUUCUGCUGGGACUGGCCGUUAUCUCAGGGCUCAUGUUGUAUUACAGCCCUGUGUUCUGCUGGAAAGUAGGAAACACUUUCAGGAGACAAGACAUGGGUGAUGUCAUGGUUUUGGUGGAUUCGGAAGAGGAGGAAGAGGAGGAGGAGGAAGAGGAUGCUGCAGAGGAGGAGGAGGAGGGAAGUGAGAGAGAGGAGUUGCCAAAAGAAAGAGCCAAGCAUAACCACAUUCACAGAGUGACCGCACUGGUGAAUGGGAACAUAGAACAGAUGGGAAACGGAUUCCAGGAUCUACAAGAUGACAGCAGUGACCAGCAAAGUGACGUCGUUCAAGAAGAAGAUAGGCCAGUUUGAAGAAGAGGAUUGUCCAUCCACGUCUUCUUGAAAGCUUAGAAAGCUACGUCGAAGAUGAACUCUUCACUCAGCUUUGAUUUGACUUGCGCCCCUGCCGGGGGCUUGCGUUAGCAAUGUGUGGGUCUCUCAGCAAAAAAGGAAAAACACACCAUCUUUCCUUCCUUUUUUUUAAAAAAGAAAAUUGGUUUGAUUUGCUGUAAGUUUUCUCAACAGUGUUAAAAAGCUUUGGGAAAGAGCAGUGUGCGUAGGAAAGCUGCAUUUGGUGUCUCAGGUGGCACUUUGCUGUGACUCCUGGCUUUAUCCAGGUUGACCUACUGCAAAAGACACUGGUUUGGAGGGAGUAGGGGUGAGAGAAGGACUUGGCCUUGGUGCCCUUUGCCACUAUUAAGGGUUUAAAACCAGCUUGCUCCAGCACAAAAGGGAAUAUCGUGGGGUGACAGGGAAACUUCCUUUGUCACUGCCCAGGUGAGCUUGUGACCAAGGAGGCAGGCAAAUGUCAGCUCCCUGGAAAAGGUACCAAUGCCAAGCCAGAGGAAGGCAGUUUGGUUCAGGCUUUGGAGUCAGAAACACCUGAGCUGGAAUUCAGGCUCUGCUACUUCCUUGUUUCGUGGGCUGGGGCAUGUUGUUUUACCUCUCCCUGGGCCUCAGUUUCCUCAUCUGUAAAAUGGGUGAAAUGACACCUAUCUUCAGGCUUGUGAUGAGGAUUAAAUGAGGUAAUUUGGGAGAUAAAAAUGCCUAGGGAGGUGCUCAAUAGAUGUUAGUUAUCUUUUUUUUGCCUUCCCUAGUGGAAGAAGAAUGUUAAGUGUAAGUUAUGAGCUGCUGCCUGCUCCUUUCAUUCUGCUUUAUAGAAUGGUUUCAUACAAGAGCAUUAUCAGAGUGCGCCUGACGAUUUUUGUUUCCCUGGAGAUAUAAUUCUUUUCAAAAGAGGUUGGGGCUGAUAAGAGGAAGUGCCUUUCAUUGUAACCUCACAUUUUGCAGAGCUGCAUAUUUAUAUAAAAGCCUCCUAGGUGAUACACUAUGAGCUUUCAGACUUUCCCAUUCUUCUUUUCUUCUUGUUGCUUUGAAAGAAGGCAGGAGACACACUUUAUAACAGAGUAUCUGGUGAUAAGAGCUCCUUGGGCAAACCAGUUCAUCUGGUCUCAGUUUCUCUAUCUUGGAAAUGGGAAUGGAAAAACUUGUUUCCUUCCUACUUCCUAAGGACAUUAUGAGAGUACAUUGAUCGAUAACAUUUUCAAAUGAAAAUACCAUGUGAUGAAUUUAGGCUGCCAAUGCUUCCAGUAGAUCCUUGUACAGUUUUGAGAUUUUUUUUUUCUGAUUUCAUCCAAAUUUCUUAAAAGUCAGGGACCUUAUAAGGGUGCAAUGGAUGUGUGCUACGCGUGAAAAUUGGACUUGAAUUUGCACUCUUUAAUGUUGCAUAUCCUGCAGUAAUGAGCAAGACCUAGGGCUUAAAGGGGAACUUUCCUUCUCCUGUACCAGGAGCUGAGACUCCUAAGAUGUAGAAGUUGGUUAUCUGAAGUAACCCCGCAGGUGUGGUUGCAGGGGAAGGUCUACUUUCUUCGGUGAAGGGAUUAAACUGAAGAAAGCACCAAAAGUAUGUCCUGUCCCCAGCUCAGGACACUGGGGAAGUUAGUGGACUGCAAUUUCCACUCUUCAAGAACAGCUGUGAAUCGCAGUUCUACUUGGCUAGGUCUUUCGCUGCGUGGUACCUGAUGUGCUUAAGCCUUCUCAACAGUGCAAAUUAGCGUCAUUUCAGAACAGGAUACUUAGGUUGCUUCCGAAGUCACUGAAGACUGAGCUAGUCUCUCCUUGAGAGUCUUCAGUGACUAAAUUCCAGAAUUCAAGAGUCCGCUAUCCAGAGGCAACCAGAUUAAAAAUAAAUAAAUAAAUCCCUAGCUGGGAACGCAGAGACUGUUUUGCAAGAUCGCUGGGAUGUUUUUCACAACUUCCUCUUCUCUUGCACACACAAUUUAUGAUAGGAAAUAUUUGAGGGUUUUUCCACUAGCAAAUGGGAACUUCAGGGUCUGGAUGCCAAACACUAUAAACCCUUGACCAGUAGAGCUGUGACCGUUGUCACUUUUAUUUGAGCACUGUGUACACAUUAAUAUGCUGGGUCAGUUAAGAGCCCAGGUACUGGAUGUUUUCAUGGUUUAAGAAUUUUUAACGAAUUAGGGCUACUUUAAGACAUCCAUGCCCAAAUCCACAAGCAUGUUGACAGUGGAUUACGGCAUUUGUCUGGCAAAGUCCAAGUUGUUACAUUGUGCUUUUAAAAAAAUCUUAUCUGCAUGUAUUGUUAAACACUGAGCCCAUGAGAUCUACUUAUCAGAACCAGGAAGAAACACUUCAGGGCCAUUACAACUGACAUUUCUUUUCCUCAAAACCUGGUGGACCCUGGGCAGGGGGCUCCACAAUCCUGUGGCUUUGAUAUUGGCUCCGAUCCUCACAAACACAGGUUCUCUAAUUGCAGUGAGAAAACAGGCUGGAAAUUUUCCAUAAACCAUGCCCUGAGACCUGGAAAAUCAUCCUUGCUGGGUAAAAUUUAUUAUGAUGCAAUAAGUGCCAACCACUAUUUCUCACCAUGGGACUGGCCGGGAAAGAAAAAUAAGCAGAUCCCUUACAUGUUAAUAUGUGGUGGGGAAGGCUGGGAGAAAUUCAUCCUGAGGUUAUAAUAAUGGAUUUUUUAAAAAAGAUAA